Umbelopsis ramanniana AG is the source of this 860-nucleotide messenger RNA. RefSeq lists its product as uncharacterized. The transcript is spliced from 2 exons. NCBI's taxonomy places the organism in Eukaryota, Fungi, Mucoromycota, Umbelopsidomycetes, Umbelopsidales, Umbelopsidaceae. The record is from RefSeq and is a predicted model, not a curated record. Bases 332 to 793 code for a protein of 153 amino acids.
GCGUUGGCUCCAAAGUGGUUGGAGGCGGAGGAAAAGCUAUUGGAGGUGGUCUCAAUUCUGUUUUCCACAUUGGACGAAAGUCAAGCAAACAAGAUGUCAAGACUGACGCUACUGAUGGAAAUCAAUCCGGCAAUAUGCUGGUGCCAGAAAGUGGAGUCAUUCCCAAUAGUCAAUCGUCUUCUACUUCCACUAUAAAUGGACAAAACAAGCGAAACUCUAUGGAUCCCACGGCUAGAGGUAAGAGCUUUGUUUGGCGUAAAGAGAGCGAACAAGACGGAAUACGGAAAGCCAACAAAAAUUACCCGUUGUAAUUUUUGUUUUUUCAAACCUAAUGUUCGCCUCUUUGUUUUUAAUAACCCUGUCGCUUAUGCCUUUUUCAUUUCUUAUGGCUACAGGUGAACUAACAGAAACCACUGGAGCAAAUGGCAUCGUUGAGGUUCAUGUUAUAUCUGCAAGAGGCCUAAAGGGAGUAGACAAAAGUGGUACUAGCGAUCCUUUUGUUCGACUCAAAGUUGGUAAAGACCACAGCAAAACGAAGCACAUUAAAAAGUCACUGGACCCACAAUGGAAUGAGACUUUCAAAUUCAAGGUGACAGAAGCUCCAGUUGGACUUGAGCUGGAUGUUAAGGACCAUAACACCUUGUCAUCCUCUAUUGCUCUCGGUAGCUUCCAUGCUAACUUAUGGGAUAUACUAAAGGUUCAACCUGGUCAGUCUGCUGAGACAGAGCAAUGGUUCCCUAUAUCUCCACCUGGUAGUGGUGAGAUCCAAAUCAGGCUUGUAUUUAGUCCUUGAUGAAGUGGUAAAAACGGCGCAAUGGACAGAGAACGUGUCUACCGCUAUGUUAAAGAUUUUUAGUCUU